This is a messenger RNA of Tyto alba (common barn owl), 3690 nucleotides long. RefSeq names its product regulator of calcineurin 1 (gene RCAN1). The transcript is spliced from 4 exons. Gene Ontology annotation, molecular function: calcium-dependent protein serine/threonine phosphatase regulator activity; nucleic acid binding. Gene Ontology annotation, biological process: calcium-mediated signaling. NCBI's taxonomy places the organism in Eukaryota, Metazoa, Chordata, Aves, Strigiformes, Tytonidae. Gene Ontology annotation, cellular component: nucleus; cytoplasm. The record is from RefSeq and is a predicted model, not a curated record.
CCCGCGCCCCCGGUCAUGGAGAGUGGCGGCGGCGGCGGGAGGGGCCCGGCGGGGCAGGAGGAGCUGCCGCUCCGGUAGCCGGUGCCGCCCGGGGAGGAGGAGGGGGAGGAAGAGAGGGAGGCGGCAGCGGCGGCGGCAGUGCUGCUGCCGCCCGAGGCCGAGACGGACUGGAGCUUCGUUGACGGCGAGAUGGAGGCGGUGGCGCUGCGGGACCUGCCCACCGCCACCAUCGCCUGCAACCUGGACCCGCGCGUCUUCCAGGACGGCCCGUGCCGGGCCAAAUUUGAAUCGCUGUUUAGAACGUACGACAGAGAUAUCACCUUUCAGUAUUUUAAGAGCUUCAAAAGAGUACGAAUAAAUUUCAGUAACCCUUUAUCUGCAGCAGAUGCUAGAAUCCAGUUGCACAAGACGGAGUUCCUUGGAAAGGAAAUAAAACUCUAUUUUGCUCAGACUUUGCACAUUGGAAGCUCACAUUUGGCACCACCAAAUCCAGACAAACAGUUUUUGAUUUCACCUCCUGCCUCUCCACCUGUUGAUUGGAAGCAAGUAGAAGAUGCUACUCCAGUCAUUAACUAUGACCUUUUAUAUGCUAUCUCCAAGUUAGGCCCAGGAGAAAAGUAUGAGCUACAUGCUGCAACUGACACUACUCCUAGUGUUGUCGUCCAUGUAUGUGAGAGCGACCAGGAAAACGAUGUGGAAGAAGAAACAAAGAAGCCCAAACCAAAAAUUAUUCAGACGAGAAGGCCAGAUUAUACUCCUACCCAUUUAAGUUGAACUGCUGUUGUUUUUCCAAGGGUUACAAGUAGGCAUAUGCAAGGGAAACAUUUACUGUGUAAACAGCAGGUCACAGGUUUGGUGGCAACAGCAGCAGUUAUAGUAGGAGAAAUUCCAAUAUAAGUUUGCUCAGAAAAAAUACAGGAAGUUUCAUCCUUAUUUUUGAUGCUGCGGGUUGAUGGAUGUCGUGAGUAUGUUAUUCCCAGAUCACUGGGAACGGAAGAUAGGCAGAAGAUGACAUUUUGAAACAUAACAGGACAAACUGGGUGGUUUGUUUUGUUUUUUUUGGGGGGGGUGGGGGGGGGGGCGGGGCAGGGGCAGGGCAGUACUGUAGGUUGUUCCAUUAUAAAGCAACUGGGGGAAGCUUUCUUUGUUCUGACUCACGUAAAUCCUCAAAUUAAUAGGCUAGUCAUUGUGUGGAGUACAUAGCGAUAACAGAGGUGGUUUUAAAGAUUAAAGUAUGGGAAUUGUAAACCUUUUUCUUAUAAUAGAUUUUGUGCAUGUGUAUUCUUGGUCUUCUAAAGUAACUUUGCAUUAUUUUCUAUAGUUUCUCACAUGUUUCUGGAAAUCUGGGAAAUUGUUUAAAGUAUUUAUUAUCUCAGCAUCCCAGACUUAAUACUAGAUGUGUAUAUACAUAUAUAUUUAUAUUUGUUUUUAUCGGCACUCAUUUUCCAGCAGGCAUACAACUUCUUCGGCACCUUAUUUUGGUGCUAUGUAACUUGUGCUUUUAAAAUUUUAACCUUUUAAAUGCCUGUCUAGGGUUUUAUCUGGCAAAGUAAUGGAAAAAUGUGCAAUAGGAAAGAUGUUUAAACAAGUUAAUUUUAAAUUAUUUAAGUUUAAAUAAUUUGUAUCUUCAGUAACAUUUGUUCAGUAGCUUUGACUUUCUCAUUUGGAAAAAAAAAAAAAAAGAAAAGUACUCCUAAGUGUAUAAAUAAAGCUAAUGUUGCAUAUUCACAACAAUGUAAUUUUUCAGUGAAAAAAAUGGUAAUGGAAGGACAUGAACUCUAAUAUGUGAAACUGCACUGUUGUGAGCAAAGGUUAACUGAUUGAAAAAUUGCACACAGCGUGUAGAACAGCAAAGAGAGAUGGAGUGCCUUUUCCUCGAUCAUUCCUGAUGUGAACUGUUCUACAAGCUGCACACUUGUAUUUUUUUUCUACUGGCUUUGUAUGUCCAUAAAUAUAAACUUUCUUAGCUUUGCUUCCAAAAUAAGCUGGUAUUUAGAAAUGCUUAAUGCCAAGUAAUGAUACAUACUGAAGUAAUGGGUAUAUGUGGGAGAAACUUUAGGGGUUUUUACAUGUUAGUGGUUAAAGACAGUAGCUCAUGACAUACAAGUUUAGAGGAAGAAAGAUGACAGAAGUGUAUUUUAUUACUUGUUUUUUAAAAUGGAGAUCCUCACUCUGACAUAGGUUUCAGUAUUUUUUUUAAGAGACAGUAACUGAUAUCUGUGGGAAAAUAUCACUUAGUUUUAGAAAGGGGAUGUUAGAAGCUUCUCAACGUGUUUUUUGGAAACUGGAGCAUGGUUCUCUCUUGGUUUGCUUUUGCCACAGUUGGUCUGAAAAUUAGUUUUGUAGCUCGAGUUAAUAUAAAGAAAUCCAUUCUGUGCCAUCUGAAGCAAACGUUAAAUGCCCAGGUUCACACCUUGUUUUUUAAAUAAAUAAUAUAUAUUUUAAGAAGUAAGAUGUAUAAUGAAACCAUCCCAAGUUGUGGAGCAGUGUAAGCACAGUGUUACUGAAGGCCUAUCAUUAUACUAAGCAAAUUAGAAAUUGAUAUCCUGUGACUACAGAGAACAGGAACGUGAAGUGAACUUUAGUAAUACUUGCAGUUAUGGUCUUGUUUCCAUUGGUAUGCCCCCUAAACUGAAACAAACACUAGUGGUUGGUGUCUGUCUUGGACCUAACUCAAGUGGCACUCUCUCCGUGUUAACAGUGUUAAGAAGAGCUAAUGCUGUGUAUUGCUGGAGCAGUGUUUUAUGGACAUGAGGGUGCAUGAGGCUGUCUUGUGUCAUUAAGGUGUAACAAACAGCUGGAUACGUGUACUGCUUAUUAACACACAAAAUAAAUAAAGUGGAGAGAAACUUUGUAGGUUUGUCACAACUGCCUUUAAGACUUUCUAAGAUUUUUUUUCCAUGUUUCUCAGCUUACUGCUGGACUUAAUGUUUCGCUGCAUUCAGGUUAAAAUUGUUGGAAUAAUUCCUGUUCUGUCCUUUUUCCAUCUUUCAGUUAUCACCAAUCAAAGCAUUAGUUUUGCAUUAGAAACCCAGGUAGUUGCUGUUCUGUUUCCUAGCAAUCCUAAGAAAGCAGUGCUACCUUUCAAAUAAAAAGAACAGAAUGUUAAAUACCAAUAUGGUUUUUGACAUUUUAGUACACUGACAUCUGCCUGGUAAGGUGGGCACUAGAAACCAUGGAAAUCUUGGGAUGGUUACAAUGUAUUUCCCUUUCUGAUGGUAUUUGUAAACAAGGGUUGUGAGAUGGUAAUUUGCCUGUGUUUCUGGUUGUAUAUCCUGGCUUGUGCCACCUUCUGUUAUCAUUACUACAGUGUGCUGCUUGCUUUUUCCUGUUCUGGGUUUGGCUUUUUUUUUAAUGUUUAAAUGAAUGCUUAGUUGGUAUUUUAUACAGUUGUAUAGUAUGGGGCAUAUUUAAAUUAAAAUAUUUUGUUGUCUUCUUAUAAAUGUUGUGGUAUUUAUGCAUGAAACUAGUUGAAGAUUUUUGCGCCAAAAUCCGAACUUUAAGCUUCCAAACACUUCUGAUUUGAAAAAGAAAAGAAUAUUGUCUCAGGCCACAUCCUUGCCAACCAAAUUAAUUUAUUCAGAGAAAAGCUUUCCAGCCUUCUCCUAAGAGACUUGCAUGAUCCCAAUCAAAGUAUGAGAGUCUACUAAUGAAUAAAAUACAGUCCAGAAUAUUCCAUUUAAAAACUGA